Molecule: messenger RNA, 1777 nt
Organism: Clarias gariepinus (North African catfish)
Lineage: Eukaryota; Metazoa; Chordata; Actinopteri; Siluriformes; Clariidae
Product: zinc-binding protein A33-like
Exons: 6
Coding region: 309-1733 (474 amino acids)
Molecular function (GO): zinc ion binding; protein binding
Source: RefSeq, a predicted model, not a curated record
UUAAGCAAGGAAUGAACUACUGACUAUUGCACAAUUAAGUAAGUACUGUGUGCUUUUUUCUCGUUUUUUUUUUUAAAACAUGUCCUUAAACCUGGUAUUAAGGAAGUGUCGAGUCUGAGACGAUUGCAGUCCUUUAGUUAGGUUAGUUUAGGUUAUUUUUAUUCUCAGUUUGAGUCUUGGCUCAUUUUUAACAAUGUAAAAGGAAGUGAUUAGUCACUGAACUGAAAAGGAAUCCUUAUUUCAAGAUUCCUUUUUACUAUUGGUGAAAGUGAAACUCGGUCUGAAGAGAACAACAGCAACAAAAUAAAAUGGCCUCUAAUAUUUCAGAGGAGGAUUUGUCCUGUCCGGUGUGCUAUGAAAUCUUCAAGGAUCCUGUUGUGCUCUUCUGCAGUCACAGUGUGUGUAAAGUGUGUUUGCAGCAGUUCUGGGAGACCAAAGGAUCCAGGGAAUGUCCAAUUUGUAGGAGGACGACGUCUAUGAGGAAUCCUCCCACAAAUCUGGUGUUAAAGAAUCUGUGUGAGAUUUUCGUACAGGAGACAAGUCCGAAAUCUUCUUCUGCAUCUGAAACAGGCUGCAGUCUGCACAGUGAGGGACUCAAACUUUUUUGUCUGAAUGAUCAAGAGCUUGUUUGUUUGGUGUGUCGGGAUUCAAGAAAACACACCAACCACAAAUUUUGCCCCGUCGAUGAGGCAGUAACAUACUGUAAGGAGAAGCUUAAAACUGCACUGAAGCCACUAAAGGAGAAACUGAAGAUUUUUGAAGACUGUGAACUAAACUGGAGUCAGACUGCAGAACAUAUUAAGAUUCAGGCUCGAUACACAGAGCAUCAGAUUAAGGAGGAGUUUGAGAAGCUUCACCAGUUUCUACGAGAUGAAGAGGCAGCCAGGAUCGCUGCACUGAGAGAGGAAGAGGAGCAGAAGAGUCAGAUGAUGAAGGAGGAGAUUGAAAAGCUGAGCAGGGACAUAUCAUCUCUUUCAGACACAAUCAGAGCCGUAGAAGAGGAGAUGAGAGCUGAAGAUGUCUCGUUCUUACAAAACUACAAAGCCACAGUGAAAAGAGCCCAGUGUACACUGCAGCAUCCAGAGGAGCUUUCAGGAGCACUGAUCCAUGUGGCAAAACAUCUGGCCAACCUGAAGUUUAGAGUCUGGGAGAAAAUGCAGCACACUGUUCAAUAUGUGUGUGUGUGUGUGUUUUCAGCACCUGUAAGUCUGGACCCCAACACUGCUAAUCCUAAACUCAUCGUAUCUGAUGAUCUGACCAGUGUGAGACGCAGUGAUGAGGAACAGAAACUUCCUGAUAAUCCAGAGAGAUUUAAUGAAUGUGAAUGUGUCCUGGGCUCUGAGGGCUUUGACUCAGGGACACACUGCUGGGAUGUUGAAGUUAAAGACCUUGCAUACUGGCUUGUUGGUGUGAUGACAGAAUCUGCUCAGAGGAAGGGAGAGAUAUACUCCAGAAGUGGGAUCUGGUGUGUGGAGUAUUUCCGUGGUCAAUUUACAGCAUGCUCUCCACCACAGACAGACACUUUCCUCUUAAUAUCACAGAAACUCCAGAGGAUCAGAGUGCAGCUGGACUGGGACAACGGAAAACUUUCAUUCUCUGACCCACUCACUAACACACACAUACACACUUUCACACACACAUUUACUGACAAAAUAAUGCCGUUCCUAAGGGCUAUUGGGUCUCUAAAGCUUCUCCCACUUCAGUGCUCUAUAAGAGUGAAUCAGAUUAGUUAGAAUUCAUUAAUGAAAUACUGUAUUGUAAACGAUUCAUAUUUUUA